GCACACGCACACACACACACACGCAAUAUGUGUGCACACAUAAUUUCAAUUUAUAUGUGAUGCGCAGCACUAAGAGUGGCCUUUCUGUGAGAUCUAAUGUCAGCUGCUUUUCUGAAUCCUGCUCCUGCCUGUUGCAUUGUCCCUCUGCCAUUUGCAUGCCAGCCCUUAACAAGCUCGGCUGCCCUUUCUUCAGCCUGAAUCCUAAUUAGUGCUCUCAAAGGGAACGGUCCUACCUCUGACAAGGGCGAUAGAGAGCACCAGGAAGACCUGUUUUCUGUCUGAAUCCUAUUUCUCAAGCUUUUCUACCAGCUCCCCUCCACCCUGGCCGAGACCACUUCCAAGUUUUGGUUUUGCUUCAUGGGACAGCGAGUGAAAUGGCAGCAGAAAUAGGGGUCCCUCUCCAUUGGAUUUUCUGAACACUGCUGCAACUGAUGAAGAAGCAAGUCGGACAAAGCCAUUAUGACCUUUUCCGAACUGGAAACAUAAUUCAUAACACAUAACUGUUUUUAAAUGCCAAUGCAUCCCGGACUUCGUGUUUUGCAAAAAAAAAUAUAUAUAUAUAUAGGCUGCAUAUUCUCUGUAUUCGUGUAAAUUGCUUAUUGAAUAAUUAUAGAAAGUUCAAUAACUUGUAAUCAUAUCAAAUCAAAUAGCCUCCAUCGAAGGAUUGCUUUCUUUUUUCUUCUCUUCUUUCUUGUUUUCUUCUUCUGUUGCUAUGGAUAUCAUUUAGUAUUUAAGUACGCUUUCCACAAUGGGUAAUGUAAUAAAGGCUUAGCUGCCACUGGGAUUCAAUAUCUUGCUGGUGAUCCCAUCUCCACCUAUCCAUCGGGCGCGUGACACUUCGAUCUUGUGUUGUUGGGGAUUCAUUCACGUAAAGUGUGUUCUGAACGACAGAUUUUCUCAUGAAGGUGGUGUUUUUCGUAGCUAUACAGUGACGUUAUGAGGCUGGUCCUGGUCAAACCUACCAAUAGGACGAGCCGGCUUGAUUCUACUGGGGCUGUUCGCAAUGAAAGGGUGCCAGAUUAUUACAGCGCAAGGGAGCAGCCACAGCAAGACGAAGCUGUAGAGGGGAUGCAGCAUCGGUACUCGGGAGCUGUCUUCCAGCACCAAACACCUAGCCAGGAGCAAAGAAGCGCUGACAGCAGUGCAAGUUAUUCUCAGAAAGCAGCGUCGAGUAGAACCCCUCCAGUCUGUAGCUUGCCGCCGCCACCUCCGCCGCACAGACAGCGUUCUACAGCCUUAUAUCAACAGAACAAUCAGGAGCUGCCCAACCCAAGCCUUUUCACCCGGCAAGACACCACUCCUCAUCAACUGCAGCAAGACGGUGCACAGCGAGUGACAAGCCACGGAACCGGCCAGCGACCCCCAAACGAGGGCUGUGGCUUUGCAAGCCAACCCCUACGUCUGCAGCAGAAUCUCGAGGCCACCGGCUUUCAUCCGCAGUCAGAACAGCCCCUUUAUCAGGACUGCCACUGCAGUUUUUCUAAGGAGGCGAACCCUUCUCGCCAGCACCAUCCCCUCACGCACCCGCAGCCCUCCCCACCGCCGCCGUCGUCGCUGCUGUUUCUGCAGAGUCCAAAUCGGGAGGAUAAUUUGAAAAAGACUGCUAAUUACCAACAGGAACACCUCGCCUGUAACUGCAGAAGAGAAGGAGGGCGGCAAGAACAUAACCAGUUGUUGCAGCAACAGCAGCAACCACAUAAUCAUUUAAAGCUACAACAGCAGAACCCCUCCUCGGGUUCAAUUAUACAAAACCCACACCAGGCACUGAAUAUAAAUGCAUGCGAUCAAAGCGAAGUGAACCAACGAUUAUUUUUGUUUCAACCUCAGGACCUGCAGCACCAACAGCCACCACAAUUGCAGGCGCAGCAACAGCGACUGGUGGGGAGCAGCUUUCCCAACAACUACUGCGCCAACGGAUCGGGAGAGCUGCUGAAUAGGAACCAGCAACCACUACUGUUGCAGCAGCAUCAACAGCAAGACGCGCACUGGCAACACCUCUGUGACCAAGACUGCAAGGGACCAGACGAGAAAAAUAAAUCCUUUCAACAUCAGUGCCACCAACCUCCGGGAAAUCCACCCUGCUGCCCGCUUGUGAGAAACUUAUCUGCGGCUAGCAGUAACAAAAGCAGCAUCCCCUCUUCCUUCAGCAACCGCCUGUGGCCGGAGAACCACCACCAAGAAGGAAAACAGACCCGACCAGAGGAACAGCUGGUAAAUGCUGAGCCCAAGAAGCUAAGCCAUGCUGGAUCCAAGCCCUCCCUCUCAGAGAGCAGUUACCCAUUCCCUGAGAUAGCCAUGAACAGCUGCAAGUACAAUGGGGGUGUGGUGAGACCCCUGGGCAGCCUGGGUGCGUCGCGGCGCAACCUUGCAGAGCUCGACUCAGAGACGCAGCCCCUCCAGACCCUGCACAGCUCCGGCCUGGAGGUGGUGGUCUCCAAGGGCAACGGCGAGGACCCCAGCAAGGCGUCCAGCGAAAGCCUGACCAGGGAGGGGAGCAACGCGCCGCAGAAGAAGAACAAGGACAUCGGCUACAAGUUGGGCCAUCGGAGGGCGCUCUUUGAGAAGCGGAAGCGAUUAAGCGACUACGCCUUGAUCUUUGGGAUGUUCGGCAUCGUUGUCAUGGUGACCGAGACAGAGCUCUCCUGGGGGGUUUACACUAAGGAAUCUUCAUAUUCAUUUGCACUGAAAUGCCUUAUCAGCCUUUCCACUGUUAUAUUGCUUGGUCUCAUUAUAAUGUACCAUGCCCGGGAAAUCCAGCUGUUCAUGGUGGACAAUGGGGCAGACGACUGGAGGAUAGCCAUGACAUACGAAAGGAUCUUCUUCAUUGUGCUGGAGCUCUUGGUGUGCGCCAUCCACCCCAUCCCCGGCCAGUACGUGUUCACCUGGACAGCCCGGCUGGCCUUCACCUACACACCCUCGGUGGCCGACGCCGACGUGGACAUCAUCCUCUCCAUCCCCAUGUUCCUUCGCCUCUACCUGAUCGGCCGCGUCAUGCUCCUGCACAGCAAGCUCUUCACCGACGCCUCGUCGCGAAGCAUCGGCGCCCUCAACAAGAUCAACUUCAACACCCGCUUCGUCAUGAAGACCCUCAUGACCAUCUGUCCCGGCACCGUGCUGCUGGUUUUCAGCAUCUCCUCGUGGAUCAUCGCUGCGUGGACAGUGCGCGUCUGUGAGAGGGAUACCAUGUAUCAUGACAAACAGGAAGUCACCAGUAACUUCCUGGGAGCUAUGUGGCUAAUUUCUAUAACCUUCCUCUCAAUUGGCUAUGGAGACAUGGUGCCUCAUACAUACUGUGGAAAGGGUGUGUGUCUACUAACUGGAAUCAUGGGGGCGGGCUGCACUGCCCUGGUGGUUGCCGUGGUUGCCAGGAAGUUGGAGUUGACCAAGGCCGAGAAACAUGUUCACAACUUUAUGAUGGACACGCAACUCUGCAAACGAGUCAAAAACACGGCUGCUAAUGUACUCAGGGAAACAUGGCUCAUCUACAAACACACCAAGUUGGUGAAGAAGAUCGACCACGCUCGGGUGCGCAAACACCAGCGCAAGUUUCUGCAGGCCAUUCACCAAGCUCAGAAACUACGCAGUGUGAAAAUGGAGCAAAGGAAACUCAAUGACCAGGCUAACACCCUAGUGGACUUGGCCAAGACACAGAACGUGAUGUAUGACCUGGUGUCUGAGCUGCAGGAGCGCAGCGAGGAGCUGGACAAGCGAAUUGGCACUCUAGAGGACAAGCUGGACUCCAUCACUGGCAGCCUGCAGGCCCUGCCCGGCCUGCUCUCUCAAGCCAUAACGCAGCAGCAGCGGGACUUCCUGGACGGCUUUGCGCACCGCUUCCGGCCCGCGUCGCUGGGCUCGGAGCGGUCCUGGACGCCAACUCGACGGCGCCGCUCGCCCUCCACCGCGCCACACACCUCCUCCGACAGCGGCUAGCCCCCCCCCCACUCCCCCCCACCCCC
Anguilla anguilla (European eel) is the source of this 3956-nucleotide messenger RNA. It is a transcript of the gene kcnn1b, whose product is annotated as potassium intermediate/small conductance calcium-activated channel, subfamily N, member 1b. The record is from RefSeq and is a predicted model, not a curated record. Bases 937 to 3930 code for a protein of 997 amino acids. Gene Ontology annotation, molecular function: small conductance calcium-activated potassium channel activity; calmodulin binding. NCBI's taxonomy places the organism in Eukaryota, Metazoa, Chordata, Actinopteri, Anguilliformes, Anguillidae. Gene Ontology annotation, biological process: potassium ion transmembrane transport. The transcript is spliced from 12 exons. Gene Ontology annotation, cellular component: neuron projection; neuronal cell body; plasma membrane.